This is a messenger RNA of Vanrija pseudolonga, 1551 nucleotides long. RefSeq lists its product as uncharacterized. The record is from RefSeq and is a predicted model, not a curated record. The transcript has a single exon. Lineage: Eukaryota; Fungi; Basidiomycota; Tremellomycetes; Trichosporonales; Trichosporonaceae. Bases 1 to 1551 code for a protein of 516 amino acids.
AUGACGUUCUACCGGCACCCGAGCUACCCCCAGCUGGCGAUGUGUACCGCGUGCCAUGCUGCUGCUGGGAGUCUGCGCUCCGCAUUCGAGAGCUACGACGCGGCCCCUGGCGCGAGCUGUAUCUUCGACACGCCGCGCGCCAAGGCCCUCCUCCGCGCCGGGGACCGCGGCGCGCUCGAGGCCUUCCUCGGCAAGCGCGCGCGCAUGUCCUGCCCCGGCAGCGAGGGGAGCGCCCCGGGCACGCGAUACUUCCACCCUCCUGGCGCGGACGACGUGAUGGCCUGCGCGGCGUGCUACGAGGACUUUGUGCUCGCUCUCCCCUCUUCCAACUGGGAACAGACGGCAGCCAUGACGGAGUGGACGUGUGACCUUGCCCCGCGCGCCGUCCGCGCCGCGUGGAGCCAGAUCCCGCCCGCUGGCGUCGUCGCGCUCAUGCGCGACCGCGCGCAGAUGCCGCGCUGCUUGGGCGAGCAGGUCCCCGGGUCCACGUACAGCUGGUACACUACGCGCCAGCACGUGGACGGCUUCGUCGCCUGCGACGCGUGCUACCUCGACCUGGUCGCCUUCUCGCCCUACGACGCCGAGUUUGUGCCGCUCGGCCCGCACGACUGGGAGCAGGCCUCGUGCGACAUGCACAAGCUGGCCGACCUGUGGUCGUGGACGCUGGUGGACGGCAACGUGCCCCGCUUCAUCCACUUUGCGCGCGCUGCGCUCGCGGCGCCAGAAUGCAGUCCCGCGGGCGCGAAGCCCGACAACUCGUGGGUUCAGCUGCCCGGGCUCGACUUUGCAGUGUGCCCCGCCUGCGCGGCGAGCUACGUCGAGCCGCUCGGCCUGCAUCCCUUCUUCCAGCGCGCGUCGCCGCCGCCCGGAGUCGAGUGGAGCUGCGAUCUGUGCCCCUCCACCCCGAUGGGCCAGACCAUGCGCACCGCGCUCGCCGAGAGCGUCAGCCUCGGCAGGUGGCGGAUCGACACGCUCGCCCGCGCCGUAGAGGGGAUGCCGCGCUGUCCGCACCACGAACAGGCAACCGGGCAGUGGUUCGGCUUCUCCGAGCUGAGGAUCUGCCCCGCAUGCUGGGUGACCUUCGGGUCGCACACGAGCCUGGCAGGCCGUGCACCGCUGCGCAACGCGCAGGCCACGGGGAUCUGCUCGCUGUGGAGCCCGCGCAUGCGCGCGCUCUGGCUCCGUGCGUGUGCUGGCGGCCUCCCGCUGCCCGUGCUGCUUGGCAUCGCGCGCGAGCGCACCCAGGUGUACGCCGAGACGAUACUCGUCAACGGCCAGAUCGUGCAGGAGGCCGAGAAGGAGCGGCGGAUGGCCAAGACGCAGGCGCAGUUCGGGCUCAACAAGAUUGCCAUGAGCAACAUAUCCUUGGGUGUGAGCAACGAGAGGUGGAGCGCCCCUGGCGUCUUUGGCACGCACGGCAGCCCCAUCGGCAUCGAGGACGACCGACAGUACCACGCCGCGCAGGCAGCGCUCCGACAACUGCCGCUGAAGAACGCUCGGCGUGCUCUCCAGAUCCGACAGAACGUCGAGCGGUGGAACACGGUUGAGUAG